AUGGCUGUUCAAUUCUGUGAAGACUGUGGGCACUUGCUGCCAAUUACAGCUGCUGACAAGAUCCCCUGUACCCUGUGUGGAACAAUGGCCAGAAACGAACUCCUCACUUCAGUCCACGUCUCCUCCUCCGCAAACUUCCCCUCAAGACUCCGCACCAAGCUUCGUUCCCAGACCCAGGAGGUCAACCGCAAGGAUCUCGGCGACGGCCCGAUUACAGAAAUCGAAUGCCCCAAAUGCUCACAUCCCAAGGCUACUUGGACUGAGGCGCAAUUGCGAAGUGCUGAUGAAGGUAGUACUAUCUUCUACUGCUGUAUGGAGUGCAGACACAGAUGGACCGAGAACAACUGA
Messenger RNA from Penicillium malachiteum, 348 nucleotides. RefSeq names its product DNA-directed RNA polymerase I core subunit RPA12. The coding region runs from base 1 to 348 and encodes 115 amino acids. Gene Ontology annotation, molecular function: nucleic acid binding; DNA-directed RNA polymerase activity; zinc ion binding. Gene Ontology annotation, cellular component: RNA polymerase I complex. Gene Ontology annotation, biological process: DNA-templated transcription; termination of RNA polymerase I transcription. The transcript is spliced from 3 exons. The record is from RefSeq and is a predicted model, not a curated record. Lineage: Eukaryota; Fungi; Ascomycota; Eurotiomycetes; Eurotiales; Aspergillaceae.